AUGUGGCGACGUCUUGUGUUCCUAGUGCCAGGCAUUUCACUGUCAGCCUUUUCGUGCUUUCAGGGCCCCUGGAACGUCUCAGCAGCCCAUCCCAGCCCAUCCCAUUUCUCGAUAUUCUCCGUACCGACAGCCCUUCCACCGCCGUACAACUUAGCCCCACCACCGCCGCUGCCGCCAGUGGUACAACCUCCUCAACGCAUCAACGACGGCGCCGGCGUUGACGGCGGCGACGCUACCGCCGCCGCCGCCGGCAGCGGCGGCCCACCCGCCGUGGAGCCUUCCGGCCCAUCGUCCGCUGAAAACAUCGUCGUCCCGCGCCGACAAUCCCAAGUCAACCUGAACAAAUUCCUCGCAACUGCCCCCAGCCGAGGAACGGACCCUCCAGCGGCGGCGGCGGGUUCGAAGUCAUCAGGGCGGGAACGGUGCAAAUCAGUAACGGUGUCCGAAAUCGCGCAGAACGUCCAAAACAUUGACGUCAGCCAGGCGGCACUCAUCAUGAUGCCGGCGCGGCUCCGUCAGGAGCUUAGUACCGUACAACAGCAGCAGCAGUCGUACUCGUCGUCGUACUCGCAGCCGCUGCCUUCCCUGGCGUCAACGCCAGCGCCGGCACUGCCCAGCCGCUCCUCGGCGCAGUUGCCCCCAGCGGCCCUAAGCGCUGACUCGGGAUUGUUUGCCGCCGCCGGCGGCGGCGGCAGUGGCGUCGUACAGCAGACCCCGCGUCUAGAGCGCAAGCCCUCCAUCAUCAGGGAGGCUGUCAAGCUGCAGCUACAGCUGCAGCAACCGCCAGCACCUUCUAGAUUGUCAACGAUGGGAAUGGCGGCGGCGGGGGCGGAUUCAGGUUCGCCAUUCCGAAACGUCCAGAAUCCCGCUGGUGUCCUUGGGGCCGGCGGCGGCAGCGGCGAGCCGUCGCUGCCGGGCACCGUAUCGUCAUCGUUGUCGUCACCAUCACAGCAUCAACAGCCCGCCGCCGCCGCCGCCGCCGCCGCCGCCUCCCGAUACUCCGUCGCUGUUUCCGGGUUAUCGCCAUUACAAAUGCAUCAGUCCAUGAGCGGGGUGUUGUCGAGCGGCCCUAGUAGAGGGUCGUUGACCGUUAGUAUUGGGUCGCCGCUAUCACCCGGCGGCGGCGCGUCGCCGUCAGCGUCGUACCCGCCAAGACUGGGGCGACGGUCGGAGAUGGGGGAGGCCGCCACGGCGCGGAGCCAACAGGGCAAUCGAGCGGGCGGCCGGGUCUCCGAGGCGCCGCACCCCACGCCGCCAGCAACGGCGGCGCCUCCUAUCCUGUCAAGCAACGGCGGUUUACCGUUGAGCCCAACUGGCAACGCAAACGGUUAUCUUCCCAGCGCAAUGAGCGUUAGGGACUUACGGCGCGGUGGGCUGGUGCCGCGGGGGUCGGAGGUGUUGGCGGUGGCAGCCAUGGCGGCGGCGGCGGUGGAGGGAGAUUCAGUGGCGGGAAUACCGACCCCCAACUCCCCUUCGCACCAUCACCAUUAUCAUCAGCAACAGCAGCAGCAGCAGCAGAACCAAGAUGUACGGCUCCCAGUUAUUGGUGGUAACGGCACGACGUCGGCGAUGGCGACGACGACGGCGACGACCCGGCGGGUGGUUAUCGGCGGCGGCGGCGGUGAGGGUCGGGAUAGGGACGGCCCCCCGCCGAUCGGCGGCGGCGGCAGCGGCAGCGGCGGCGGUCGCGGCGGUCUGUCUGCCGCGGAUAUGGCGGCGCUGUCUGAGGCCAUUACGUCGUAUGAGGCUGAGAGAAGAGGUCCAUCACAGCGACGCAGGGAGGUCCAGGGCUCGUUAACUCACGUACUGAUGGGUUUUAGGGGGGCCGCGCGCCUGCGCGCUAUGGCCAUUCGUAAAGUGGACUCCCGCAUCAAGCGAGCCGUGAUGGAUCGCCGGCUCACGUCUGACGAGGAGCCGGGUCCCGAGGCCGCCCCCUCCUCUUCCCUACUUGAUGGCGGCAUCGGAGCCGCUUUGCUGGCCCCCCUCCUCAACAAAGGAGGACAACAACAACAACAGCAACAACAGCACGUAUCACCGCAGGCCCAGCAGCAGCAGCAGCAGCAGGGGCCAGGGGCAGGAGGGCCAGGGGGCAGCAGUGCUUUGCCGGGGGGAAGCAACAAUGAUGGUUCCCACGAGGAGCUGCUGACUCAACAGCAGCCGAGGAGGAGCUCCCCUUUGGGAUCUAAAGUGUUGACAGCAGCGGCGGACCUGAUGUCGGAGCCCGCCCCACUGCCCAAGAGGGCCCGAUGA
This is a messenger RNA of Volvox carteri f. nagariensis, 2250 nucleotides long. RefSeq lists its product as uncharacterized. Lineage: Eukaryota; Viridiplantae; Chlorophyta; Chlorophyceae; Chlamydomonadales; Volvocaceae. The record is from RefSeq and is a predicted model, not a curated record. The coding region runs from base 1 to 2250 and encodes 749 amino acids. The transcript has 7 exons.